AUGUCUUUAAAACUGAUUUCUCUUCUUCUGACAACCCUCUUUACUACAUCUUGGAGUUCGCCUCCUACAGCAAUAUAUCUAGAAAAUCUUCUUGGUAUGUUUUACUUGCUACAAACACAGCUUUGUUCAGUAUCUGGAUUCACCGUGAAUUUCAUAUUAAUGAUUUUUAUUAUUCUAUUUUCAGCCCUCGCCACCCAAUUCGGAGACAAUUUUGAAGACAAGUUGAGUGAGAUCGAGGCAGUUCGACUGUCCGAAGACGAACUUUACAAGGCAUUUCCUGACAUUCCCAUCGUUUUGGCCUUCGAAACUUGGAAUAUUCAUCAAGUCCUAAUCCUUGCUGCUACAAACAACAUUAAAAACCGAGAGAUCUGGAAAUGGUACAACUCGUAUUACGACGUCGACCUGAUGACUCGCCGUGACGGAAGAACCGAACUGUUCUACUAUGUAGAGUAUGAGGAAGUCAAUGUUACUUCAUCAUCUCAGACUGCCGUUGAUCAGACUUUCACCUUGCUGAAUCUCGACUUGCAUGAUAGAGUUUUCGCCUAUUACCUUCCAAUUCAACGGACUGAUAUUAAACAUGCCGAGACUUUACUCACCCAACAUUACCCACAGAUUCGCCAAGUGUUCAAGGCCAAAUUGGAUGAGCUGAAAAUCAAAGGGCUGAAGAAGACGGCGCUGGAGGAUUAUACGGCUGUUUCGGAAGAGAUGGACACGCUCUGGCAAGCGGUUUUCGCAGCAGUUAAUAAAUCUGUCGCGGAGUCUGUGCAAGAUUUGUUUAGAUUCCAGAAUAAGGACUAUAGAAUUUGA
This is a messenger RNA of Bursaphelenchus xylophilus (pine wood nematode), 807 nucleotides long. Lineage: Eukaryota; Metazoa; Nematoda; Chromadorea; Rhabditida; Aphelenchoididae. The record is from the annotation of a GenBank genome assembly.